Messenger RNA from Pteropus alecto (black flying fox), 1161 nucleotides. RefSeq names its product olfactory receptor 10T2. The transcript is spliced from 3 exons. Bases 1 to 1161 code for a protein of 386 amino acids. Gene Ontology annotation, biological process: G protein-coupled receptor signaling pathway. Gene Ontology annotation, molecular function: olfactory receptor activity; G protein-coupled receptor activity. Lineage: Eukaryota; Metazoa; Chordata; Mammalia; Chiroptera; Pteropodidae. The record is from RefSeq and is a predicted model, not a curated record. Gene Ontology annotation, cellular component: membrane.
AUGCUCCCUGCCCCCUGCAAACUCCCCAGUGCCCCCGUGGGGCUGAGUCUGUGGGCCCAUUCGGCCAAGCUGGAUUCUGUGUACCGAGUACACAGGCAUGACCGGGAUCCUGUGUACCGAGUACAUGACCCUGGUGUGUACCAAUGGGGUGGCAUCAGCAUGACCUUUGUAACAGGCGAGAAUGAUGCCGCUUGCGUUAGGACUCCUGAAAAGCAAUGGGAAAAUGACACCCGGCUGGUGACAGAGUUUGUGCUGGUGGGUUUCUCUAACCUGCCAGACCUGAGGACCACCCUCUUCACGCUGUUCUUCCUCACGUACCUGGUCACCCUCAGUGGUAACGUCACCAUCAUCACCAUCAUCCAUGUAGAUCGGACCCUUCACACGCCCAUGUACUGCUUCCUGGCUGCGCUGUCCCUCUCGGAGACCUGCUACACACUGGUCAUCAUCCCCAAUAUGCUGGCUCAUCUGCUCAUGGAGAGCCAGGCCAUCUCCAUUGCUGGCUGUCGGGCUCAGAUGUUCUUUUUCUUGGGCUUAGGUUGCAGCCACUGCUUCCUCCUGACCCUGAUGGGCUACGACCGAUAUGUAGCUAUCUGCUACCCGCUGCGAUACUUGGUUAUCAUGAGACCUACAGUCUGCUUCUGCCUGGGGGCCCUAGUGUUCUGUUCCGGGUUCUCGGUGGCUGUGAUAGAGACCACCAUGAUAUUCUCCUCCGCCUUCUGCGGCAGAGACCGUGUAGAGCACUUCUUCUGCGACAUCGCCCCGGUCCUGAAGCUCAGCUGCUCUGAGAGUGCUGGCAAAGCUCUGGUCAUUUUCUUCCUGAGCAUCCUCGUGGUACUGGUCUCCUUUCUCCUCAUCCUCCUCUCCUAUGCCUUCAUCGUGGCUGCCAUUCUGAAGAUCCCUUCGGCAGCUGGCCGGCGCAAGGCCUUUUCCACUUGCGCGGCCCACCUCACCGUGGUCAUUGUGCAUUUUGGCUGCGCCUCCAUCAUCUACCUGAGGCCCCGGUCUGGAGGGAACCCUGACGAGGACCGCCUGGUGGCUGUCUUCUACACGGUGGUGACGCCGCUGCUAAACCCCGUGGUGUACACUCUGCGCAACAGGGAGGUGAGGGUGGCUCUCAGAAGGACCCUGGCGCGAAGCUGCCGGUUUUUAAAUAAACACUAG